Dama dama (fallow deer) is the source of this 716-nucleotide messenger RNA. It is a transcript of the gene GAL, whose product is annotated as galanin and GMAP prepropeptide. Bases 182 to 553 code for a protein of 123 amino acids. Gene Ontology annotation, cellular component: extracellular region. Lineage: Eukaryota; Metazoa; Chordata; Mammalia; Artiodactyla; Cervidae. Gene Ontology annotation, molecular function: hormone activity. The record is from RefSeq and is a predicted model, not a curated record. The transcript is spliced from 6 exons.
GUCGAGGGAGCCCGGCCGCCCUGCGCUUCCAGCCUCUGCGUCCCCGAGGCCGCGCCAUGCGGUGAGCGUCCCCGGCCCUGCCCCACCCGACUCGACGGACGCGCGGCCCCGCCGACACCCCAGGACCUGUAGACACCCCAGGACCCGCAGACAUCCCCCGACCCUCCGGGCCCCGCUCAAGAUGCCCAGAGGCUCCGUCCUCCUGCUCGCCUCCCUGCUCCUCGCCGCGGCCCUUUCAGCCACCCUGGGCCUCGGGUCACCGGUGAAGGAGAAGAGAGGCUGGACCCUGAACAGCGCUGGCUACCUUCUCGGACCACAUGCCAUCAAUAACCACAGGUCACUUCUUGACAAGCAUGGCCUCGCCGGCAAGCGGGAGCUCAAGCCUGAAGACGAAGCCAGGCCAGGAAGCUUUGAUAGACCGCUGGCGGAGAACGACGUCGUGCGCACGAUAAUCGAGUUUCUGACUUUCUUGCAUCUCAAAGACGCUGGGGCCCUGGAGCGCCUGCCCGGUCUCCCCACGGCAGAGUCCGCAGAAGACGCCGAGCAGUCCUGAGCAGGCUCCCGGGGUGUCGGGCUCCCCGUUGUCAUUCGCGGUCGUGCUCGAAGAGGAUGCCCAUCAUGUGGCAACCACCCCGUCCCCACUGCCCUGAAGCUGUGUCCUUACCAUUUCAGAUUUUUCCCCCUUGGUCAUAAGUUUGAGUGGCAAAAUAAAAAAA